AUGGACCUGGUUGCCGUUAGAUGUGCCAAAUGCGAUUCCAAAUUGGGCAAUCUCACCAAUUUAUGGACACAGAUAGGCAAAAAAUACAUAACACCAGUGGCACACGCUGAGGAAAAGGCCGAUGCGGACAAGAUCUCGGCAACGGGCGCUGUUCGGAUUGGCGAUGCAGACACUCUAGUUGAGGGCUGUGAGCUCCGAGAUGCUGAAUGUUCAACAUGCCAUACAAACAUUGGACAAAAGUGCAUAACAAGCCCUCCGAAUCAUAUCUUUGCCAAUGGGCAAAUCAUAUAUCGUAUCACAUCCAUAAAUCUUAAAAUAGCCAAAGACCUCAGGCGUAAGGCUGAACCCAAGAUACAACGCACUCUCCAGCUUAGAGGCCAGUCAGCUGCGGCUCAAGCGAAGCUCUCCACUGCGAGCGGCAAGGCAGCUCCUCAAAAUGAAGCAACUCCCAGUCGAGACAGAUUCGACAUCAUGCAGAUUCAAGCAGACUUGGAAGUUCAGCAGGAUGAGAUUCAGCGGAUUGGCGUUGCUGGAUUUCAAGUCAUGUCCAAUUUUGACAAUACUGUUGCGCGCCUUGAAAAACAGAUGCGGCAACUCAGCGAGUCCAUUGCAAGCGUUCGCAGAGAAGGAGAAGGGCAGCAGGCAGACAUUAAGUCUCUCAAGACCCAGAUGAGCGACGCCAAAAGGAGUGGCCAGAAUGAUGACGGCGUUGUUGCUCGCUUGGACCAGCAGCUUCAGACUACGGACAGAGUGGUGACAGAACUUCGGCAAAUGAUCCAAAAAUCCAAAUCAGAGACCACUGGCCUCCGUGGUGAGCUGAAAGCCGCACAAAAGGAAAUAACAGACGUGAAAAAGGCAAACGCCCGUCUCAAGCAAGAAGUCGACGAGGCGAAAGAGGUAGCACAGGAAGGCAUAGCUACGUCCAAGCUAUAUGCGUCUGAAGUAGCAUCUUUAAGGAGAGAGAUUGCACAACUGCAGUCUGAUUUUGCACAAGAGAGCGACCAUCAUCACUCGUCGGCGGGUGAAGAUCCCUCAAUCUCAUCCCAUCAGCUGGACAUCCUCGCUAGCAACAUAUCCAAGAUUGGAAAUCGAG
Messenger RNA from Trichoderma atroviride IMI 206040, 1093 nucleotides. RefSeq lists its product as uncharacterized. The record is from RefSeq and is a predicted model, not a curated record. NCBI's taxonomy places the organism in Eukaryota, Fungi, Ascomycota, Sordariomycetes, Hypocreales, Hypocreaceae.